This is a messenger RNA of Nomia melanderi (Alkali bee), 4683 nucleotides long. It is a transcript of the gene Klp98A, whose product is annotated as kinesin-like protein 98A. The record is from RefSeq and is a predicted model, not a curated record. Gene Ontology annotation, biological process: microtubule-based movement. NCBI's taxonomy places the organism in Eukaryota, Metazoa, Arthropoda, Insecta, Hymenoptera, Halictidae. Gene Ontology annotation, molecular function: microtubule binding; ATP binding; microtubule motor activity.
AGCAGUCGUCCGUCUGUCGAGAGCGUGUUAAGGACGAUGUUGGCCGUCGUGCGUGAGCCGCGACGACGACGACGUUUCGUAGCACGUCGGGGCACGUCGACGAUGUCCUGUAGCGUCGCGACGAGCCUGGUUUCCGCGUAACGCGAGCCGAAAAUCGACGGGACGAGAAGUUCAGUGAGAAAAGCAUAACACGGUGCACCGUGGCCUGACCAGUCCAUGCGCUCCUCGUAGCCAUGGCUUCGGUGAAGGUAGCCGUAAGGGUUCGUCCCUUUAACAAAAGGGAGCUGGCGAUGAACGCGAAGAUGAUCGUGCAAAUGGACGGCAAGAAAACACGAAUCUUCAACACCAAGACACCGGGUAGCUGCAGGGAAAUCGACAGGGAGAAGUACAAAGACUUCACGUUCGAUCACUCCUAUUGGUCCUUCGACGCGAACGACGACAACUACGCGUCACAGGAAGAGGUCUUCUAUGAUCUUGGUACGGACGUAAUAGAAAGUGCCUUCGAGGGCUACAAUGCCUGCGUCUUUGCCUACGGCCAGACAGGGUCUGGGAAGACCUUUACGAUGAUGGGCACACCGGAGGCUCAGGGACUGAUACCGCGGAUCUGCAAGACGCUGUUCGCAAGAAUGGCCGCUGGUAAAGAGAGCGGAGCGUCGUAUAGAACCGAGGUGUCGUUCCUGGAGAUACACAAUGAGAGAGUGAAAGACUUGCUGCGACUGGACCAGUCACAGUCCCAUUCUCUCAGGGUGCGGGAGCAUCCGAAAAGGGGGCCUUAUGUCCAAGACCUGUCCAGCCACCUCGUGUACGAUUAUUCAGACAUUCAGGAAUGCAUGGUGAGAGGCAACACGCACAGAACCACGGCCAGCACAAACAUGAACGACGUGAGCAGCAGGAGUCACGCGAUUUUUACAAUAACGUUCGUGCAAGCCGGACUCUCCGAAGGCAACAUGCCCUCGGAGACCGUUUCCAAGGUGCAUCUCGUCGACUUGGCCGGAAGCGAACGUGCAAACGCAACGGGAGCAACAGGUCAGCGACUGAAAGAGGGUGCCCACAUUAACAAGUCCCUAGUGACUUUAGGUUCUGUGAUAUCGGCGCUCGCGGAGCUGAGUUCCUCGAACGACGUGUCCUCGUCCUCGAAGCGAAGCGUCUUCAUACCUUACCGGGACAGUGUGCUCACAUGGUUGCUAAAGGACUCGCUCGGAGGUAACUCUAAGACUAUCAUGAUCGCAGCCAUUAGUCCGGCGGAUUGUAACUAUGGCGAGACGCUCAGUACGCUCAGGUACGCGAACCGAGCGAAGAAUAUCAUCAACAAGCCGACCAUCAACGAGGAUCCGAACGUGAAAUUGAUCAGAGAGCUCAGGGAGGAAAUCCAGAAGUUGAAGUCCCUUAUCGGGAAAGAUAUGAGUAUCGAAAGGCCGCCGCAAGUGUUACUGGCACAAAUUCAUGAGAAACAAGAGCAGGAGAAAGUGUUGACAGAAGAAUGGACGGAAAAGUGGCGGGAGACGCAGCAGAUUCUCCAGGAACAGAAAGCCUUGGGUCUCCGCAAGAGUGGCGUUGGGGUAGUUCUCGACUCGGAAAUGCCGCACUUGGUCGGGAUCGAUGACGAUCUUCUCAGUACUGGUGUCACCCUUUAUCACCUGAAAGAGGGUAGAACGUUAGUGGGAACGGAGGAAGCGCCGACUGCGCAGGAUAUCGUAUUGACCGGCGUGGACGUUGAGCCAGAACACUGUGUGGUGGAAUUAGAUAACGGCGUAGCAACCCUUCACCCCCUUUCUCCCCACUGUUGGAUCAACACCGCCCAAGUGGAUAAACCGACGCGGCUGUCGCAAGGCUGUAUCAUUCUUCUGGGCAGGAACAAUAUGUUCCGAUAUAACGAUCCGGCGGAGGCGGCGAAGCUGAGAAAGGAAGGCGGAACGGGUAACGGUAACUUACAGUCCACGGUCGUCAAUCUCUCAAGAUUGUCGCUGUUGAGCUGGAGCGUCUCGGAUUUGCAUGCCUCCUCCUCUAGCGAUAAUCUGUUGAACUCGAGCGAGGAUCUCCGCGCACUCGAGGAACUAGAACAACAGAAGGCUGCCCUUAUCAAGGAAAAGGAGGACUUCAAGAGGGAGCAGGAGGAACGCGAAGAGCGAUGGGCGGCGCGAAGAGAAGCCCUGGAAGGCGCGCAACGGGAAUUGGAACGGGAAUGGGGCGCCCAGUGGAAAGAGUGGGCGGACGCGAUACAGGCCCUCGAGUCACGGCAACGCGAGUUGCGAACCCGCCGUCACAUCCUGGAGCAAGAGCGACGUGACGAAAUGACGCAAGUAGGAAGUUUAUGUAGGGAAGUUGCCUCUCUGCGCACGACAUUGCAGUCCAAGCAUCGUCAGUUCCAAGAGUUCAUGAGCAAUCACGAACGCGCUCAAAGAUUCCAUCAGUGGUGGGAGAAGACGGACGACGGUGCUGGCAGUGACGGCAGCCUGCCAGAAUCUUGGUCGAGUCUGAACGACGAUAAAUGCGUUGACGCGAUGCGAGAGCUUGUUAAUCAUCAUAAGAAAGAAUUGGCUGCCUUGGAAACUGAGCUACAGAACAAAGUGAAGUCACUGAACGAACAUCAAAGCAAAGUAGAUAAAAUGGAGGAAGAGCUGAUGGAGAUUGCCAAGAAGCAAAAGCAUAUGUUCAACUUGCAAUUGGAGGGAGAAGGGAGUACAGAGAAGAAAUUGCUUCUCGCGAAACGAUCCCAGGAGCAGCUGCAGGAGAUCCUGAAACGGAAACAGAGUCUCUCGUUAAACUUGAAACGCGCGUUACCAGCGUCCCCGGACGAUCAUUCCUCCAGCGGCGAUGAGAUCAUCCCGAACGGGGAGCCGUUUCAAGACGCCUGCAAUAGGAAACUUCAAAUAGCGUCCGCCUUGAGCUUACUGCCACAAAAUAUUCCAAGUUCCGUCGAGACCGCGGACACUUUUCACACGGCCGCGGCCGACUCGCCAGAGCCUCGCAUUCCUUUCGAAGAUCCGGACAAGUCUCACACUUUGUGCAACGAGGAUAAAGAGCCGGACAAGCAUCAGACAGCUGGCCAGGAGAUUUAUCUAGAGAACGACAGGGCCAAGUCGGCGGCCGAGUUAGGUAGUAAAAGUUCGAGUGUAAAUAGGAAGUCUUCCGGUGAAAGUAUCGCGGAGCCGGAGAAAUGCAACGGCAGCGCUAACGGCGCCGAGAAGCCGGAGUCCAAGUCCCUGACGAACUCCACGAUGGAGGAGGACGUGCUCGAGGACUCGCUGGAGUCGCCGGUGCAGCAGAACCCAGCGAUGAAACGACUGAACCAAAGAAUCGCUCGUCAACGAAUGAUGGUGAUGAGGUGCUUGGAAGCGAACACACCCUCCAAGGAGGACUUGAACCGGCAGAUCGCGAUUCUGCAGGACCUCCAGAAGCAACAGAUCGAGCUGGAGGUGUCGCUGAUGGAGGACGAACGGAAGUGUCACGCGCAGCCCAAGUUACAGUGCAGCGAGGACAGACUGGCAGCCAGUGACGACCGUGCGCAAACCGUAGAAUCGAAAACGUGUCGCGACUCGGAGUCCGGCAACAGUUCGGCUACCUUGUUGGCGAUGUCCACCACGCGGCCGCCGAUCUUCCGGUGCAACAGGCCUAACACGAGCGAAGAGCACGUCUUGUCGGAAUCGGUCGCGCCUAGGAUAUCCUCCGGUAGAGGAUACUCUACAGUUUACUUAACGAGUCAGAACCGAGGCGAUCGAUUGAGUAGCCCGUACUCCCUGACAAUCACGAGAUCUCUACCGUCUUUGAUAGCGAACGACGCUGACUGCGAUAACGUGAUCAACAUGAUCGUUAGUAUACCCUCCUAUGUAAUACGGGGAGCUGGCACGUCCAGCCAUUACGAGUACGAGGUACGUGUCGUGGCUCAGGAUGAUAGCUGGACUCUCCUGCGACGGUACAGAAGGUUCAGGGAACUGUAUAUUUCGAUGAGACAGAAGUACGGUAGCAAGGUAGCAGCGAUACGCUUUCCGCCUCGACAAGUUUUCCCAAGGUACGAGGUAGUGGCGCGACAACGUAGGAAACGGUUAGAAGAAUAUUUGCGACGUCUGAUACAGGUCUGCUCGGAGUUGCCGCACUGCGAGCCUCUCUAUAAAUAUAACGGCAACUUGAGCAACAUAGAUAAGCAAUCAUUGUUGGAAUUCAGUUCGUUCUUCAGACGGGGAACCUUCGAGAGCAGCAAGUACGGUACAAGCUAAAGGAACGAUACUCCCUCGAGAUAUUAGAAAGGAAUAAAAAAAAGAAAGAAAGAAAGAAAAACGAGAAAAAAAAAGAAAACGAACGGACCUGAGGCAACGGAUAUAUAGGAGAUGUUUAGAAUUCGUUGUAUUUUUUUAUAAAUGAACUGGAGGUGAAGCUAAAGUGGGAAAAAUAUUAGUGAAGUACAGUUACCACUUUGUGCGAUGAUUAUCAUUGUAUAUUUACCAAAAUACGUUUCCAAAAGUUUAUUGUUUAUAAGACUGAUGUAUAUCGCAUUAUAAGAAGAGAAGAAACGAUCUUUACACGGGGGAACGCAAGAUCUGGCUAGUCUCGGGAAUAUUUUCGAUAUAGAUCCUGGUGAGUGUAUCCUAAACGUAACAUUCGAAAGAAUUUCUGCGGAUGCGCGACUAAUUGUUACGGGCUGUGGAUAUUUUCCUAAUGUUUUUCUCUCUUGUUAGAAACAACUUG